Molecule: messenger RNA, 2708 nt
Organism: Nematolebias whitei (Rio pearlfish)
Lineage: Eukaryota; Metazoa; Chordata; Actinopteri; Cyprinodontiformes; Rivulidae
Gene: ano9b
Product: anoctamin 9b
Exons: 25
Coding region: 198-2588 (796 amino acids)
Biological process (GO): chloride transmembrane transport
Cellular component (GO): plasma membrane
Molecular function (GO): chloride channel activity; protein dimerization activity
Source: RefSeq, a predicted model, not a curated record
CGCGCUCACGUUGCGGCAGACACCUUACACACGGAAGUGGACCCGGAGGAGAGUUUGUUGUUGAAGUUUUUGUUGGUUUGAGUUUUAGGAACAGCGGUCGGGAUGUUUUUUUAUUUGUUGUUUAUUUGUGAUGGACACUAAGCUAGGAGGCUCAGCUGCUGGUUGCAGUUUUCUCUGACUGAACUUCACCUUCCAACAUGUUCUUCAAGUGUAGAACGGACAACGCUGAGCUGAGAGAAAAGGAUGACGACAGCCACUGCUCUCAGUCUUUAAUUUCUUCAGUGGAAAACAUUGAGCUGAAUGAAAUUGAAAAGGAUGUCCACAGCUAUCAGACUGCACGCUUUUCAGUGCCUCCACAAAAAACAUUUGACUUUGUACUGGUGGCCAACAAGGAGGACAAUAACAAGGAACAUUCUCAAAAACAAAAAGACUUUAUGCUGGAGCUUAAAAGGAAAAACAUCACAGUCACGAAAAUAACACACGAUGAAAAAAUAUUUUUUGGCCUUCGUGCUCCCAUUGAGAUGUUUGAAGAUUAUCAGUAUCUGCUCAAAGUUUCGGACUCCUGCAACUGGUGUGGAGAAGUAAAGGGAGUCGUCACCCAGGCUAACAGGAUUCGUAUUGUUAAUUUCAUUCUCCAUCAUACAUUCAGCAAAAAAGAGAGCCUGAAGGACUUGUUAAAAAAGGGUGUGUUUGAAACCAUGUUCUGUCUUCAUGAGGGAAAAGACCAAGUGAAGCUACAAAAACAUUGGGCUCGGUGGUCGGCUCUUUUUUCAUUGCAACCAUUUGACGAGAUCAGGAGGUACUUUGGGGAGAAGGUGGCGCUGUACUACCUGUGGCUGGGCUGGUACACUACACUGCUGAUUCCAGCUGCAGCUCUGGGUGUUGUAGUCUUUCUCUAUGCACUCGCCUUUUUCAACACCAGUCCUCUCAUUCAUGAGGUGUGUGACUCCAACAUCACCAUGUGUCCUCGCUGUGAUAAGAGGUGCCACGUAUGGCAACUUUCAGACACCUGCACCUAUGCUAAGGUCAGCCAUCUAUUUGACAAUGAGGGCACUGUGGCUUUUGCCAUGUUCAUGGCAAUCUGGGCCACACUAUUCCUGGAACUGUGGAAGAGACACAGAGCCAGAUAUGUGAGUCACUGGAAGGUCUAUGACUGGUGUGAGGAAGAGGAGGAACUGAUCAUGGAAAUAGUCAAUAAUUCAGAAUGUAAAGCCAAAGAGUAUGAACACAGUUAUUGGCGUAGCACUCUGGUCCUCAUCAUGGUAACGGUCAUGCUGAUGGUGAUCAUCGGUCUCACUCAUGUUAUUGUGGUGUUUCGAGUGGUGGCUGCUCCCUUAAUGUUUGAUAGCGAGUGGAAGUUUUUGCAAGAGAAUGCCAACUUUGUAGCCGUGCUGCUCGGAGCAGUACUGCACUAUGUCACCAUUCAGGUCAUGACCCGGGUUAAUAAAUGGGUGUCGCUCAAGCUCUCUCAUCUAGAGAAGCCACAUUCACAGAAAGCCAGAGAGAGAAGCUUCACAGUCAAGAUGUUCACCUUCCAGUUCUUCACUCUCUUCUCAUCUCUGUUCUACGUGGCCUUUUUUCUGGGCAGGGUAAAUGGCCAUCCAGGACAAUAUGCACGUAUUGCAAGUUUCAGGUUGGAAGAGUGCCAUCCUAGUGGCUGUCUGACAGACCUCUUCAUUCAGAUGGCCGUGAUCAUGGUGCUCAAGCAGACUCUAAACAACAUUUUUGAAUUCACUGUUCCCUGGUUUAAGAGUCUUUUGAGCGGAAGGGCUGAGAAGAAGCUGUCGAGGAAGUGUGGUCACUGCUACAGAAAAGCAUGCCGCGAUGUGCAUGGACGUGUAGAACCAUGUGAUACCUGCAAACUUCGUGUGUGGCUGAAAAACUACCACUUGUCUGUUUCUGAUUCCUUCAGUCUGUUCAAUGAAUUCCUGGAGAUGGUGAUCCAGUUCAGUUUUACCACCAUAUUUGUGGCAGCCUUCCCCCUUGCACCUCUUCUUGCUCUCAUCAACAACAUCUUUGAGAUCCGCCUGGAUGCCAUCAAGAUGGUUCGUUUGGAGCAGCGUCUGAUCCCCAGGAAGACCAAUGAUAUAGGUGUUUGGACACAGGUGCUGGAGGCCGUUGGUGUACUGGCAGUGAUUGCUAAUGGUCUGGUCAUUGGAAUCUCCUCAGACUUCAUUCCUCGUCUCGUUUAUCGUUAUCGUUACGGCCCUUGUGCCAAUGGACUCACGGACACUCACUGCAUGCAGGGCUACAUUAACAACACCCUGUCCACAGCCUUUAUGAGCACAGACAACCGGGACGUCUACGUACACCCAUCUGAAAGAAACUUCUUUAAUGUCACUCCAUGCAGCUACAGAGACUACAGGAAUGAAGUGGACCACUCUCUGACCCCGCAGUUCUGGCUGGUUCUGGCUGUACGUUUAACCUUCAUCAUCCUGUUUGAGCAUGUGGUGGUGGUGUGUAAGUUUAUUGCAGCCUGGUUCGUCCCCGACAAUCCCAUUAAGGUGAAGAACGAUCGUCUGAAGGACAAACUAAAACGGCUCCAAGACGAGUUGAAAUUACGGAAAGGCAAAUCAACAGAAGUGUGACUCCCAUGACAACUCCCUUCAGGCUGAGGCAUCAAAAGGAAAGAUGGAUUCAUGCUUUUAAUAUUUUACACUUGCUGUUGAAACACCAACACUUCAAUGCUGUGUGAGGUUAUAAUUGAA